AUAUAUAUAUAUAUAUAUAUAUAUAUAUAUUCACAUGGCUUCUGGGUCAUGUUCGUAAUAUGUGCCAACCCAAGUUCCGAAUUUUAUUGUGCUUGUGUUAAGUAGAACUAGAACUGCAUGUUUUACUUAUCGGCUCUGGGUUAUGUUAACGGCGUAGUAUCCGUUCUCAUAAUAGUAAAUCCACUUAAAUGUAAAAUCUUCAACUUUCAAACCAUCAAGUUGCAUUUCAGUCGUUUAUUCAAUGGAAAAUGGAUCGUUUGGAUCUACAGUAAUGAAAAUCCUGAUUCCUGGUGAUCGUCUGCUAUAUAUGUAGAAUCAAACGUUUCGGUAUACUAAGUGCUCAGCCGUAAUUUGAACAUAAUAGCUAUAUUAUUUUUAGUUAGAAUUUGCGUUAAAGCGACUGCAUUCAAUGUUUUUUUUUUUGCGCCGGUACAUAUUUAUACUUGAAUUGCAGGUGAAAGUCACUGUGUUGUAAAAAUAAAAUAAAAUGUGAACCAGUCCUCAACAGUGUUCCGUAAAUUAAACUAGUAAUUUUUUUAUCAGGAAAAACCAUUCCUUUGACAGUCAUGGCUCGGACUAGUCAAACGAAGGAACAUGAAAUAAUCCAAACUGUGGCGGUAAGAAAGUUACCAGCAAAUAUGGAUGAAGAUACGCUCAGAAAAAUUGUCCCAUCAGCUAAAACAUUGGUUCUGCGCAAACGAACAGAUUCAUUUAAAGCUCUCAUCACAUUUUCUACGCACAAAGGCUAUGUUGAUGCAUUAUGUCGUCUAAGAAGAACUAAUUUUAAUGGUAUCAAGCCAGUGAUAUCAUCUUUUUAUCCACAAUCUAAUGAUAAAUGUAAAAUUGAGCCAGAAAAUGUUGAGUUAACUAUUCAAGAUUUACCAAAAACAAUUACUCUAUCUCAGCUCAAAAAAGAAUUCCCCACAGCAGUAUCUAUAAAACUGAGAGUAGAUUUAUGGGAUAUAGGAAACCGCUCAUGUUUGUUAAAAUUUCAAUGUUCUGAAGAUCUCGAAGAUGUAUUUGAAUCAUGCCGUCAUAGAAUGAUUGGUGGUCAAACUAUAAAAGCAGUUGUCGGCGCCCAAUCAACACUUCACUAUGAAUUAUCUGGAGCCGAUGAUAUACAAGGUGUUUGUGGAAUUAAACUUCUUCAAGUUUCCAAGGAGAUUGAUGAUGAUAAAAUCCGUGAACAUUUUCCUAAAGGUUCUUUAGUUGAAUAUCGUUCAGUGUCUAAUAAUGAUUCAAAAAACACUAGAAAUGUAUUCAUUCGUUUCAAGAAACAACCAUUUAAUUGGCCACUUAUUAUAAUGCUUAAAAAUAACGUAUUUCUUGGAAAACAUUUCGCAGUUCGCCCAUGGGAUUAUGAUUCAAAGCCAACAGAAACUCAUGGCGAGGAGGAGAAACACUCUGAAAAAGAAACUGAGGAUGGUUCAUCCAAUAAAUCAGACGAAUGCAGCUACAGUAAUUCUGAUAUCGAAAUGAAAUGUGAAAAACUUGUUUUUUCUGAAAUUGCACCUCAAUAA
Molecule: messenger RNA, 1520 nt
Organism: Trichobilharzia szidati
Lineage: Eukaryota; Metazoa; Platyhelminthes; Trematoda; Strigeidida; Schistosomatidae
Source: the annotation of a GenBank genome assembly